This is a messenger RNA of Pocillopora meandrina, 4465 nucleotides long. The record is from the annotation of a GenBank genome assembly. NCBI's taxonomy places the organism in Eukaryota, Metazoa, Cnidaria, Anthozoa, Scleractinia, Pocilloporidae.
AUGGCUACGAAUAUUGGCGGUGGAUCGCCAGAUUUUUCACAGCCCUGGAAAUUUAGCGAUGUUAUUCUCGUCGUCGAUGAACAAAACUUCCACGUUCACCGAGCCAUACUUGCCUUUGGGUCGCCUGUGUUUGAGAGGAUGUUUAAAUCAGAGUUUAAAGAAAAGUGGAAGAACGAAAUCCCUCUCCCUGACAAAAAAGCGAGCGAGUUCGAAGAGUUCCUCCUGCACAUUUAUCCCUCUGGAAAAGAGAGAGCAAUAACGACAGAAAACUGCGACUUCCUGCUAAAGCUUGCUCACGAGUAUCAAAUGGCAGCCAUUGUGGAGAGAUGCGAAGAUUUCAUGGUCAGUAAGGUUAAGGCAAAGCCGAAUGAUAGCAUUCUGGAAGAUUUGGUGAUUGCGCAAACGUACAAGCUAGAAAAGCUGAAAUUAGCCAGUGUUCAGCGAUCACACAGUCUUCGUUUAGGAGAGCUUAAAAGCGACAAGACAUACGAGCAAAUCGAGCCAGAGAAUCUUAAAAAAAUCAUGGAAGGAAUUAUAGAGCGAUUGGAAAGAGAAUUGCAGGAGUCCCAGUCGGUCUCCACGACUCGGCAGAUGGAAGUUGAAAGAAUGAAGCGAAACCAGAAAUAUGCGAGAGAUACAGGCUUACAAAGCGUUGAGAAUAUUGCCAGGCUAUUGGUUAACCAUGCUGCUAAUAAGGGCAUUUAUACAUUGGUGAAUUGUUCCGAAACAAAUGGUCUUCUGGCAGCUUUAGGUCAGGAUUAUUAUGAAAAGAGUUGCCCGUGUUUGGGCUUAAGUGGCACGGUUAAAGACCUAAGACAACUGAAACAACUGUUAGAGUCUUUGUCAUGAAGUGAUUUUGCACAUGAAACUCGGUUUAUUUUUGUUCUGUUUUGUUUUUGCGAGAUUAGUAGGCAAAGGCAAAGAAGCUAAAGCCUGAGGAGUUUGAAUCUGAUCUGUGUUUGAGUGCGACAUCAGAUUUUUUUGCUUUUUUCAUAAGUAAAGUUUUCUUUGAAUGGCUUUUUAUUUCAUACAUACUGAGAUUUACACUGUGAAGUCGGUACUCUUGUUCGUGUCUCUGAUUGGACGAAAGAUGUAUUUUCACGUCGCUCUCCCCGUAUUUCAUGGUGUAAAUCUUAGUAUAUAUGAAAUAAAAACAUCGUAUCAUGGAGAUUGCUUGAACAACUUUUAUUUACGAGUUGGAAUGCAUAAAAAAACUCCCUCGUUCGUUUUUUUUUUUUGAUGCAUCGCAACUCGUGAAUAAAAGUAUUUCGCGCGCACUAUCCAUAGAAUAAUCUCUUCUUCGUCGAAGCUUCCAGAAGUGUAAGCGAGACAGUUUGUAAUAAGACUUAGCUACUUGUCUUUGAAGGUCAAGCUAUAUGAAACUUCCAACGAGUUCAAGAUUUUAUCGUAUUUCUAUGUUUUAUCAUUUUCCAAAUAUUUUAGGAGAAUAUUUUAUUAAAAGUUGCUGGAAAGUAUGGUUGGGGAUUUCUGUUUAGGUUGAUUACUUCAGGCUUCAAUCAAUAACUAACCUUUUAACUGACCUAAUUGUUAACUCGCUUACGUCACUAGAAUUAUUUGCUCACGUGUGAUACAGCUAAGAACUAGACAAUCCAUUUCCGUUCAGAAUUGUAAAACCACCCUCUGAUCGCAAAAAGCCCGGAAAGCGCUUUAAAUAUCUGGAAUUUAAUUUUAAUGUCCAAUCAAGAAGUAACCACGAAUUAAUUGACAAGUAACAUUAAGGGCUUAGGAAAAACGUGAAAUAUAUGAAGGUUAUAAAACCUACCCUCUCUCGGUAAGGGGAAAACAAGUAGAAAUAAUUCAUUUCGCCCUUUGAUUCGAGAUUAAUAUUAUGGAAAAAAGAAAGAAAAAAAAAGGAAUUUGUACACUUCUUUAUCAAACAGGAAGGAAAGAGAAAGUGUGUUCAUGUUCCUCACUGCAUCCUUCGAAGUUUCACAAGCCAACAUUUGGUGGAUGCUAAUACAAGAAAAAUGUACUGCAAAGUCGCAAUUUCCAUCCCAAGGAUUCAAGUAUCUCUUUCAUGGACUCUAAGUACCCCCCUAGUUUUGCUCAAACUUUUGCAAGGUGACCUUAUAGUCGAUCUCUUAUAUUCGGAACAUCUGUCACGGUCGAAUCUUAAGACUGCAAUAUUUUUGUCAACAUUUUCAAAAUAUUUUCUUGCAUUGGGUCUGCAUUUUGAAGGCAUGGCAUUACCUGAAAAACGCUUGCUUUACCUCGCCUCAUUCGUAUGGAUCGUAACUAAGGCAAUCUUCCACCACAAAUCAUGUAACAUUUAGGGCUUUUAGAGCACGGUUGGAUUGACGUGACAUGCAGGCAAAAUAAUGAGCUGUGACUUUCAUUACAUUUGCGUCACCCCAACUCAUCGAAUGUCGCCUUGAACGCAAAACAAACGGUGGUUAUUCGCCAUCAGUUUAAAAUAUUCUUCAAGAUGAGCACAUAUCUGAUGAGCAAUAUAAACAUGCUAAACAUGUGUAGCAGACAUUCAAUCUCAAGACAAUGGGUCAGUAUCAUGAUCUGUGAUCAAAUAUUCUUUUGCUUAGUGAUGUAUUUGAGAAUUUUAGACAGACCUGUCUGCAAUAUCUCAAACUUGAUCCAUGCCAUCAUUUUACGUCUCCUGGACUGUUUUGGGAUGCUAUGUUGAAAAUGACUGAUGUAAAAUUAGAACUGAUGACAGACAUUGGUAUGUUUCAAUUCACUGAAAAAGGAAUACGUGGUGGCAUCUCAUAUAUAGCCGAUCGAUAUGGAAAAGCAAACAAUAAAUACGUCAAAGAACUGUGGUGAGAAGGUACCCUCAAAGUAUACUAUGUAUCAGUUUAUGAGAUACAUAAUAAACCAUAAUAUGAUAUAAUAUAAUUGAGUGAAAUAGCUAUUAAUAAAGUCAGUUUAGCUGAAUACACAGAAGAAAAUGAAAAAGGAUUAAUUCUUGAUGUUGAUCUCAAGUACCCACAGAAUUACACGAUGGUCACAACGACUACCCACUUGCCGCCGGAAAAAUCUGUGUUUUUGAAGAUAUGCUUUCAAAUUAUUGUUAACAAAUAGGACAGAAAUACAAUAAAAGAAUUGGGAAGGUCAGAAAACUAGUUCCAACAUAGUCUGAAAAACAAAAAUAUGUACUUCACUACAGAAACCUUUAACUAUAUUUCAAUCUUGGAUUAAAGAUAAAGAACAAUCCAAUCAGUCAGCUUGGUUGAAGUAGUGUAUUGAUUUUAAUACACAGACUGGAAGAACUGCAGCCAAAAACUCAUUCGAAAAAUGAUUUCUACAAGUUUAUGAAAAAAAGCUUAUUUGGCAAAAAAAAUUGAAAGACAGCUCAAAGCCAACAUUUGUAAGCAGUAAAAUUUUUAAUGACAAUCAUAGGAUUGCUAUUGUUAGGUCAUGUAACAGUCGCAGGAUUCUUUCGACCAAUCAGCAAGUGUCUAAUGUAUCGUGCAUAAAAUCAGCUCCUAAGAAGUAAAAGAUACACAGAUGCUAACCAGUUUAUUUCAUCACAUCAUGAACUUCCUGUUUUUCUGAGAAUGUCACGCAAUGGUAUGCGAGCAAAAUUUAAAUAGGAUUUUUUUUUACUAACAAACUUUACAAGUGAGAAUAAUAGCAAUCUGGUGACUCAUUUCUUUGGGAAAGUUCCUUAUGCACCAUAGACUUCCUUACUCAAAAUGUUUUGUGCGCGACUGAGAAUACGCCACGGUGACACUGUUUAAUUAAGCCCUCCUCUCAGUAUACUGUCAUGCAAGAGUUCACGCUUGUAUUAUGGUUUGCGCCUUUCGAUUUCGCUACCUGUGAGUUACGUUGAUUCCUUGUGUUUCUUCCCAAUUACCUGUUUCCUGUCUCAUUUUAUCGGUCCACGAUGGCUACUUGGAAAAUUUCUAAAAAACCAAGUGAUCGACCUGAUUUUUCAGAGUCCUUGUUGUUUAGUGACGUAGUUUUUGUGGUCGAAGAUAAAAAAUUCCACGUCCACCGGUAUAUUCUUGCACAAUGGUCGCCUGUAUUUAAGACGAUGUUCUUGUCUGGAUUUAAAGAAAAGAACUUGAGUGAGAUUCCUCUUCCGGGCAAAAAGGCGAGUGAGUUCAAGGAACUUUUGCUGCUCAUUUAUUCCACUGUAUCUGGCGAAACUCUAAAUGCCAUCAACGACACCAAUUGCCAAUCUUUGCUCAGGCUCGCUCGAGAGUAUCAAAUAGAAGCUAUUUAUAAGAAGUGCGAGGAACAUAUCGUCAAAAGGAUAAGAAAUGCACCAGGAAAUACCUUCAUGGCAGACAUGAUAUUUGCACAGACCUGUAACUUUGAGAAACUUCUUAAAAUCAGUGUCGAGAAAGCUAUUAACCACUUACGGUUGGAUGAUAUUAAGAGGCAUGAGAUGUUUAAUCAAAUCGAGCCACAGAUUUACAAACAAAUCUUGGAAGGAAUCAUUCAAAGACUUGAGGAGCCAGUAACCUGUGGUCACUGCGGUUUU